Messenger RNA from Etheostoma cragini (Arkansas darter), 1228 nucleotides. It is a transcript of the gene grp, whose product is annotated as gastrin-releasing peptide. The transcript is spliced from 6 exons. Gene Ontology annotation, molecular function: neuropeptide hormone activity. The record is from RefSeq and is a predicted model, not a curated record. Gene Ontology annotation, biological process: neuropeptide signaling pathway. Bases 579 to 1004 code for a protein of 141 amino acids. NCBI's taxonomy places the organism in Eukaryota, Metazoa, Chordata, Actinopteri, Perciformes, Percidae.
CUAGUUGCCUGAAUGGAAUGAAACAGCGCUCCCGUGGGUUGUAACGGUCAAAGCUGGCGUUGCAUACGGACAGGUGGUGAAGACUGGACCGGUGAAGUUUACUGUUUACUAUCAAAUAUCUGACGAGGUUACUUUGAUGCCACUGUAGAACUGUGAAUGGACAAGAAAGAUAAACUAAAAAGUAAAAUGUGAAGCCAGUCAUACUUUGGCCUCACAACAAAACAACAAUAAGUUAGUUCAUAUUUAAAUGAAACAAUAGCCUGUUUUUUUUAGUGUAGCCUGCUAACGUUAGCCGUGUUGUUUUGAGUUAGCUAGCAGCUAGGUUAGUUCUCUGAGCAAAAAAACAAACAAAUAGCUAACCUUCUGAGCAACAAGUGAAACGAUAGGCCUUAUAUAAUAUGGCUAUGGACAACUUCAAAGACUUGCUUCAACGGCUACUGUUGAAGCAAGGUAACGCAUGGAUAUUGCACCGGACUUUGCGAACUUGUGCUCCCACCGCUAAACCUUCCCAGAGCCAAUCACCUUCUCUUCCACCUCAGGAAAAACAAGACUGGCAUCACCAGGAAAACGAGCAUUGAAUGUUUAAGCUAAUGGACAGAAAGUAUGUACCGGUGUGGCCACUUUUCAUUAUUCUGGCUACAGUACCGUGUAUGUUGUACUGCUCACAGAGUCCUGCAGCUGUCCUUGGCAAAAUGUAUCCACGGGGCAACCACUGGGCAGUAGGUCAUUUGAUGGGAAAGAAGAGCAUCGAGAGCCUACCUGAACUGCAGGAGACAAACCAGGACAGUGACCACCUCACACCUUUAGAAAAAGCUGGGGUCACAGAACGACUGAUGGAGGCACUGAUGCAACAAAAGAACCAGAAACAGACGAUGCCACAGACUGGGGACAGGCUGCUUCGGCUGCAGAGCGGCUGGAGAGAAGAGGACAGAGACAAAUAUCUCAGAGAGCUGUCCAACCUGCUUCUUCUGGCUUUGAAACUGCAAGACAAUGAAUCCACCUGAAUGCAAGACAGUCAUCAUUAUCUACUAAACGUAUCCUGUUAUUACAUAUUCACACUGGAUAUUUUUUUCUGCUGUGGGAGUACACUGGAAAGUCAAUAGAAGUUUAUUUUAUCAGUAAUCUAAUAUUUCUAAUAUGUGCAUCAUGUAGUAGUUUGAUUACAGACUGACAGGACAAGGUUAUGCUGAAUGCAUUGAGAGGCUGAAUAAAUUUAACAUUGUGAUAA